AUGUCGGCAUCUUUGUCCCCUGAGGAGGUUGAGCAGUACACCUCGAUCAUCGAUGGCAUCCUUGCUACCGCCGACCUCGCGACCGUUUCGCGGAAGAAGGUGCGCCAGGGACUGGAACGGUCGCUUGGAGGAAAGGACCUGAGCGACCAGAAGAAUGCAAUCAAGACCCUGAUCGAGCAACGAUUCGACGCCAUCGCUGAAGAUCCGACGCCUCCCGAGUCUAUGCCCACGCCCCCACACAAGUACGAAGAGGAGAUCACCAGCAAUGGCUUGCCGAACGGCACCAAGCAAGAGCAUGGAGAUACAGACGGCGACGCCAUGGAUGAUGCCUCUGGAGGCGAGAUCCAGGUUUCGACAGCCCCACGCAAGAAGAGAACCUCAUCAAUGGUCGAGGACGAGGAUGCCCGUCUUGCCCGCGAGCUCCAGGCACAGGAAAACCAGCUAGCACGUGGUCGCCAGACGAGGCGUGGCAACGACCGGCCCAAGACGAAGUCCAAGCCCAAGAAGAAGAGCUCUGUCAAGGUCAAGGACGACAGUGACCUGGACACUGAGGACUCUGGCACCACAAAGAAACGCAAGGCUGGCGGUGGGUUUCAGAAGGAGUUCAACCUCAGCUACCCGCUGCAGGAGAUUGUGGGCGCCGAGCGGCUGUCCCGCCCUCAGGUGGUCAAGAAGCUGUGGGAGCACAUCAAGGCGAACGACCUGCAAGAGCCCACGGACAAGCGCCAGAUACGCUGCGACGAGAAGAUGCAGGCGGUGUUCAAGCAGACCACGGUCAACAUGUUCUCGAUGAACAAGCUCCUCGGCAGCCAGCUGUAUCCCCUCGACGAGUGA
This is a messenger RNA of Diaporthe amygdali, 834 nucleotides long. Its product is annotated as swib mdm2 domain protein. The record is from RefSeq and is a predicted model, not a curated record. Lineage: Eukaryota; Fungi; Ascomycota; Sordariomycetes; Diaporthales; Diaporthaceae. Gene Ontology annotation, biological process: transcription initiation at RNA polymerase I promoter; nucleolar large rRNA transcription by RNA polymerase I. Gene Ontology annotation, cellular component: nucleus; RNA polymerase I upstream activating factor complex. The coding region runs from base 1 to 834 and encodes 277 amino acids. Gene Ontology annotation, molecular function: RNA polymerase I cis-regulatory region sequence-specific DNA binding. The transcript is spliced from 4 exons.